Molecule: messenger RNA, 1134 nt
Organism: Theileria orientalis strain Shintoku
Lineage: Eukaryota; Apicomplexa; Aconoidasida; Piroplasmida; Theileriidae
Exons: 2
Coding region: 1-1134 (377 amino acids)
Biological process (GO): regulation of DNA-templated transcription
Molecular function (GO): DNA-binding transcription factor activity
Source: RefSeq, a predicted model, not a curated record
AUGGAAGAAUCAAACGAAGUAGUUGAAGUCCCAAACACCGUAGAAACCGGUGAGGCAGUAUCUGAAAGCGCCGAAGUCAAGCCCGAACCACCAAAGAGCCCAGGAAGAAAGUCAGUGUCAUUCAAGAACGGAAAGAAAUACGCAAACAAGAAGUUCAUCCUGCCGCCGCCUCCCAGAGCCUCCCCGACCUCCAGCUCGGGUUUCCCGGGUGUUAGCUGGAACAAACGCAUGGGAGCGUGGUUGGCGUUCUACUACGACCAGGGUACCAGGAGAAGCAGAACUUUCCACCCGAAGUAUUUUGAAAUGAACGUUGAGAAAGCGAAACUCGCCGCCAUUGAUUUCAUGAAGAGCAUCGAAAGGCAUCCCAAGUGCAGCCUGAGAAAAAAUAGGCGAGAACGACACGAUUGGAGCAACUCACACUAUAUCAGAACAUCGCCAGAAUUCGACGACGAAACAGAACCGACGACACGCAGAAGAAGGAAACCGAUCAACAAGGAAUACAACCCAGACGGAGUUAAAAGGUCGCCCCUGAGCUGCUCAACACAGGCAAGCAUCGGUGAAUUGUACUUUGACGCCCUUAGACCAAAGUUCCUGAACGGCGUCAAGCGCGACAAGCAGAUCGAACCGAACCAAGUGAGAGUACAGAGAGUGAAGAGGGACAACGAAAUGAUGGACAUGACCCCGAACAUGUUCAACCACGGCCUCAUGUGGGGAAACUGCAACAUGUUCGUCAACUCCCAGGAGUACUGCCCGUCGCAAGAGUACUACCCCUCGUCACAGGAGUCGUCGAGCUUCAGCAUGCCCUCGUUCAACGGGUUCACGAGGAACUACGUAGACGACCAGAUGUACAUGGGCGCAGUGGAGCAGGACCACGAGCUGACGAAGCUGAUGCACUCGAUCCAUAACGUGGACCCACUCGAUAACAGCAUGAACUUCAUCUCAGGGUACACAUGCUCACCGACCUCAAUGAGCAGCCCGUACCUCUCGCCCUACACGCACUUCCGCACCAAGGAGGAGGCGGCCAUGUCGCCGAACGCAGGGUUCCAGAACAUGAUGAUGCAGCCAGACGGACAGCAAAACAACAUGAUGUACUCGCCAGGCUCAUCAUACAUUCUACCAAUUGAUUCAAACUGA